ACCACCCUUUCGACAAACCCAUCACCCAGGUUGCAUAAACAGCAGUCAAAAUGGCUCGCCGUCCCGCCCGCUGCUACCGCUACUGCAAGAACAAGCCCUACCCCAAGUCCCGGUUCAACCGUGGUGUUCCCGACCCCAAGAUCCGUAUCUUCGAUCUGGGACGUAAGAAGGCUAACGUCGACGACUUCCCCCUCUGCGUUCACCUCGUCUCCAACGAAUAUGAACAGCUUUCGUCCGAGGCUCUGGAAGCCGCUCGUAUCUGUGCCAACAAGUACCUCGUGAAGAUCGCCGGUAAGGAAGGUUUCCACCUCCGUGUCCGCGUCCACCCCUUCCACGUCAUCCGUAUCAACAAGAUGUUGUCGUGCGCUGGUGCCGAUCGUCUCCAGACCGGUAUGCGUGGUGCUUUCGGAAAGCCCCAGGGUAAGGUCGCCCGUGUCAACAUCGGCCAGAUCAUCCUGUCCGUCCGCACCCGUGACUCCCACCGUGCCACCGCCAUCGAGGCUCUCCGCCGCUCCAUGUACAAGUUCCCUGGUCGCCAAAAGAUCAUCGUCUCCAAGAACUGGGGUUUCACCCCUGUCCGCCGCGAGGACUACGUCCAGCUUCGCCAGGAGGGCAAGCUCAAGCAGGACGGUGCCUACGUCCAGUUCCUCCGUGGUCACGGUCAGAUUGAGGAGAACAUGCGCCGCUUCCCUGAUGCCUACUCUACUGAGGCUUAAAUGUUUGUUACGUUAGCGUUAGGACUGAAAAGGAAAGGGAUCUUGCUGAAUAAAUAAUCGUUCAUGUUC
Aspergillus nidulans FGSC A4 is the source of this 785-nucleotide messenger RNA. RefSeq names its product 60S ribosomal protein uL16. The transcript has 3 exons. Gene Ontology annotation, biological process: translation. Gene Ontology annotation, molecular function: structural constituent of ribosome. Gene Ontology annotation, cellular component: ribosome. The coding region runs from base 51 to 716 and encodes 221 amino acids. Lineage: Eukaryota; Fungi; Ascomycota; Eurotiomycetes; Eurotiales; Aspergillaceae. The record is from RefSeq and is a predicted model, not a curated record.